CAACGAUAUCACAUUUCGUUGCUUAAGGCUCUGUAUCAAGUACUGCGCUGAUCUUGAUGUGUCUGCUGGCGCGUCCCGUAAAUGCAAUUAGACCAUACAGUACCUCGGCAGAGUGUUACGUCGGAUGUGGGGCUUCAACGCCCUCCCAAAUUCUAAAGUAGGGAAACGAGCGAGGUCAUUGUCAUGCCGUCCGCGAAGCAUCACCCGAGAGUGCUGCCGACCUCAACUCCGCGCCAUUAAUCGCUUUUACUCUACAAUCAACCACACCCAUGCUGCCGUAUGACGCCUAGACUGUCGCUGCCCGGUUCACCACGAUGAGCGCGCAGCUCCGUGCAGCUAGGGCAAUGGCCCCCAUCGCCCGUCGCGUCACUGUCCGCGCGGUCCGCCAAUUCCACCAGCUCCCGACCGGCGGCAUCCAGCGCGCCGAACUCGCCAUCCGCGGCUCCCGGAGGUCCUUGCAGUUUCCGUCGAACGCAUACCACAAUGCUGUCAUCGUGCGCAACGCCUCCUUCGCCCGCCUGCUGCCGAAGCUGGCCCUCAAGUUCGUCAGGAUCCCCGCCUUGUUUGGUGGUCUGAUGAUCGGUGCUGUGGGAUGGAUACAGUAUCAGGCUAUACAGGUCAGCAACUCGGCUCAGGAGAUGUAUAGCAAUAUGAAGAAUACCGUCACGUCCACCGCUUCAAGUCUGUGGGGAAGUGCCAAGGAAAUUGCCGAACAAACGAAACAGGGAUGGGACAACACAAGGCAGCAGUUUGAAAUUCCGGAAUGGCUAGAUAAGAUCAUGCGCGGUGGAGGCGACGGCUCGUCCGGCGAGGGUGGCCCAGGAGGACAGGGCCGGCCAGAACCGCCGAAGCAGAGCAGGGCCGGAGCUGCCGCCGUGGCCGGAGCAUCCGCUGCCGCCUACGGCUUUGAUCAUUCCGACGAAACCGACGAACGAACACCCGGAGAAAUUCUGAAGGAUGACCACAUGAUGUACAUCACGAAGAGGAUGAUUGAGAUCCGCAACCUCCUGCAGAAGGUCGGCCAGUCGAGCACUGUCACGCUACCGUCCAUCGUCGUCAUUGGGUCGCAAUCAUCCGGGAAAAGCUCCGUACUGGAAGCAAUCGUGGGCCAUGAGUUCCUGCCCAAGGGAAGCAACAUGAUCACCCGGCGGCCAAUCGAGCUUACACUGGUGAAUGAUCCCCAAGCACGAACCGACUACGGCGAGUUUCCCGAUCUCGGCCUCUCCAAGGUUACCGACUUCAGCCUGAUCCAGAAGACUCUGACGGAACUCAAUCAGUCCGUCCCGGAGUCUCUGUGUGUCACAGACGACCCCAUCCGGCUCACAAUCCACUCGCCAAGGAUACCGGAUCUGUCUCUCAUCGAUCUCCCCGGCUACAUCCAAGUGGCCGGUGAGAACCAGCCUCGGGAGUUGAAGCGCAAGAUAUCUGAGCUAUGUGACAAGUAUAUCCGGGGACCUAACAUCAUCUUGGCCAUCUCAGCUGCCGACACCGAUCUGGCCAAUUCAACAGCCCUACAAGCCAGCCGCAGGGUAGACCCGAGGGGAGAGAGGACCAUUGGUGUCAUUACCAAGAUGGACCUGGUUGAGCCCGAAAAGGGAGCUGCCAUCCUAACUGAUAAACAAUACCCGCUCAGGCUGGGUUAUGUCGGCGUCAUCUCCAAGCUGCCCUCGCAGACUGGCCUCUUCAGGAGAGAGACCGGUAACCUGUUGGCCGGUAUCAGCCGCAACGAAAAGUCCUACUUUAGCUCGUACCCAUCUCAGUUCGGACCGGAUACCGGGGUCAAUACGGGCACAAUGACGCUUCGCAAGAAGCUGAUGCAGGUUCUGGAGCAGACCAUGUCCUCCAAGCUGCAAGAGACGACCGAGUCUAUCCAGCGGGAGCUUGAGGAAACGACGUAUCAAUUCAAGGUGCAGUACAACGAGCAGCCCAUGAGUGCCGAGGCGUAUUUGGCCGCGAGCCUGGACGACUUCAAACACCAAUUCCACACUUUCGCGACGUCUUUUGGCCGGCCUCAGCUGCAAAGCUUGCUCAAGGAUGCCCUGGACCAGAAGGUCCUCGACCAGCUCGCCGCCCGCUAUUGGAACAGGCCGAUUGAAGACCUCACAGUUGCUCUUCCGGAGCCGGACAGCAUUGCCGAUUUGCCCAAGGCUGACCCGAAGUCGGCCUACUGGCAUCGGCAGCUUGACGCGGCUUGCUCUGGCCUGACCAGGCUUGGUGUCGGCCGCUUGGCGGCUACUGUUGCUGCCGCAGCCAUCCAGUCCAACGUCGACAAGCUCCUCGACAAGUCCUCUUUCUCGAAGCACCCCGCUGCCCGCAAGGUCAUUAGCGAAGCAGCAUCUACCGUUUUGGCGGAUCGGUCGUAUGCUACGAGUGAUGGCAUUGAAAUAUCGCUUAAGCCCUACAAGUUUGACCCUGAUAUCCAGCCCAACGAGUGGGCCCAGGGACGGGAACACGUCGUUGGUGUUCUUCAAGGCGAGCUCGAACAAUGCCAAGCAGCCAUGAAGAGUCUCGAGAAUUCCGUCGGCGGGAGAAAGAAGCUCAAGGAAGUCAUGAACUUUGUCGAUAAGGCGCGUAAGGGCGAGAUUAUCGUCGAAGGUGACCACCCGAGCGGAGCUGGGGGUUUCAGCGCUGCUCUUCUCGCACGAGGCCGGGAGGCCGUCUUCCUUCGCGAUCGCGCCAACAUCAUCAAUAUGCGCAUCAUGGCUGCCAAGUCCCGUCAGUGCAAGACGCUCGAGAAUAAGUACUACUGCCCGGAGGUCUUCCUGGACGCCGUUGCCACCAAGCUCGCCCAGACCGCCGUCCUGUUUCUCAACGUCGAGAUGCUCAACGAUUUUUACCAGCGCUUCCCGCGCGAGGUGGAGAGCAAGCUGCACGAGCACAUGGCCGGCGGCGGGCUGGAGCGGUUCGCGCGCGAGGACCCCAAGGUCAGGCGGCAUCUGGAUCUGAUCCAUCGGAAGGAGCUGCUGGAGCUGGUUCUGGCCAAGAUUGAGGAUCUGCAUCGCUUGCCUGGCGCGGUUGGGGGACGAGAGCUGGCUGACCCAGCCAAGAGGAGGGGGAGGAGAUUCUUCUAGACGCGAGGCUAGGGUAUCUAAAGGGAUCGCCGACGCGGGGGGGGUGGGGGGAGAGUCUUUGCAUCCAUGGCUCUUUGCUGCUUUGGGUUCGGCGUUUGGCGGACUGGGAUGGAUGGGGGGGUGUUGGCGGCAGCGGCUGUUGACUUUUGACUAUCGCUUAUUCAAUUU
Molecule: messenger RNA, 3239 nt
Organism: Thermothelomyces thermophilus ATCC 42464
Lineage: Eukaryota; Fungi; Ascomycota; Sordariomycetes; Sordariales; Chaetomiaceae
Exons: 3
Coding region: 315-3071 (918 amino acids)
Cellular component (GO): cytoplasm; membrane; microtubule
Molecular function (GO): GTP binding; GTPase activity; microtubule binding
Source: RefSeq, a predicted model, not a curated record